UAUCAUGAUGAGAGUAAAACUAAACUAAACUAAAAUGACUCGUGAGGAUCUGUUGACAUCUUCGAAGCUUUCUCAUUCUUCGAUCAUGCGGUCAUAGUAAUUAUAGUAAUAGAAGUAUUCUUAUAGCUCCAACAAUGGACGAACCUCGCAGGCAUCAGGUAUCGUUAAGAGGAGCAAGUGCAAGAGAGAUAUCAAGAGAUGCGCUUCUUGAAAAGGUGUACCAUGAAAGAGAGCUCCGUAGUUAUGCUAGACGAGCUACUGCUUCUGCUAUCUUUAUCCAGAGAGUCUGGAGGCGGUAUAUUGUGACAAAAAAGGUAGCUUUCCAGCUUCAAGAAGAAUGGGAAAGCAUGUUGAAUCAUCAUGAUGGUUCAAUAACUGCUAGCUGGAUUUCCAACAGCCUUUUGAGGCCUUUUCUUUUCUUUGUUGCAUGUUCAUCAACUCGGCAUCAGAAGAUUUGCACCAGAGAUAUAUACUGUAUGCAGACUUGCUUUAAGAUUCUGCUGGAAAGUAUUAAUUGCACUGAUUCAAGAAAGAACUUUUGCUCCCUAUCAGUGGGUUCACUUGAAGAGAGAAGAAUGUGGACAUUUCAAUCAAAGAAGUUGAUUUGUCUCUGCUCAUUCAUCCUUUCUGAGUGUGAUAAAUCUCAUGCAGUGGGACAUGACAUUGUUGUUCUUACCUCGGUUGCGAUGCAUUUUCUUGUUGUUCUAACUGAUCUGAAUGGUUGGAAAGGCACUACCAACAGUAAUCUUGAAGAUACAAAUGUGGCAGUAAACCAUUUGAUUAGGUUUAUGGGAAGCUGUAAAAGUGGUCUCUAUAUAUCUAUUAGAACAUUCAUUAACAAAUUGGAUAUUCAUGUUAGUUCUCAAACAAAAAAUAUGGUCCAGACAGAUGAUAAAUUCUUGAUUACUGCAACUGCUGUAACCUUAGCUCUACGACCAUUUCAUGCUUCAAGCUUAAAAGUAACUGGCUCUGACCUGCUGGACAUGGACUCAGCUGUCGUGCAGUACUUUUUGUUUAUACUUACAAUUCCCAGGCUUAUACAACGUCUUCCAGCUGUUCUUCUAUCUGCUCUAAAGCACAAGUCUAUUCUCUCACCAUGCCUCCAGACUCUACUGAUUUUGAGGGAUAAUAUUUUAACAGAGAUGAUGCAGAUGGAUCAUCCAAAAAUGCAACGUUCUUCCAAAGUAAUUCCAUCAGUAGGUUGGGCUCUUGCAAACAUUAUUGGCCUAGCCGCAGGAAGUGAGAAUGAUUUCAUGGAUCCUGGCAGGCUCAAUCAAAGUCUAGAAUAUGCAUUCUAUGUUCGUGUUGUGACUAUUCUUGCUGAGAGCUUAUUGUCAUGGCUUCAUGGUAGCAGAUGGACUGAAAAGGAUAACCAAUGUCCUGAGGUUAAUGCUGAUUCUAGUGCAGAACCUGGUGGUCAUGUUUUAGAUGAGAAUGAGACUGCAUGUGCCUUGAAGAUGAAUUUUGUGGAUCUGCUGAGGCCUGCUUCUCAGCAGUGGCAUCUUAAAAAACUUUUAGCAAUCACAAAGACCGAUGCUUAUAAUCAGACAGAUGAGACUUCUACUGCACAAAACUCUAAAUACUUGAGGAAGUUGGAACUGCUGGAUAUUGCACAUUUCUACUCUUACAUGCUGAGAAUGUAUUCAAUCUUGAACUCUUCACUUGGGCCAUUGCCUAUUCUUAAUAUGCUAUCAUUUACUCCUGGAUAUCUUGCCACUCUGUGGGAGGCAUUGGAAAAGUUACUUUUUCCUCAGAAGGGGCACAUUACUGCUGAUGAUGGUUUUGCCGCAAGUAAAAUUUCGGGGAACAAGAAAGAUGGGGACAGUGAGAAAAAACAAAGGCAUCUCAAUAAGGAUGGAGGUAAUAAAUGGGCGAAUGUUCUCCAUAAAAUUACUGGCAAGUCCCAAGCUGGUGUUGAUUUUACAGGUUCAGUUGACGGAGAACCCAGCGAACAGGUAGAGGAAGACUUGCAAGAUGUUUGGGAUGUAGAACUUUUGAGGUCUGGUCCACAGAAAAUUUCAAAAGAUAUCUUAUGUCUACUGCAUCUAUUCUGUGCCACGUACUCCCACCUGCUUUUAGUUCUCGAUGACAUUGAGUUUUAUGAAAAACAGGUCCCAUUCACAUCGGAGCAGCAACGGAGAAUUGCUUCAGUGCUCAAUACAUUCGUAUACAAUGGCUUGGCCCAUAGUGCAGAUCAGCAGUGUAGAUCUCUUAUGGAAUCUGCAAUCAGAUGCUUGCAUAUGAUGUAUGAAAGGGAUUGCAGGCGCCAAUUUUGCCCCCCUGCUUUGUGGCUUUCACCCGCUAGAAAGAGCCGACCGCCAAUUGCAGUUGCUGCCAGAACUCAUGAAAGCGUGUUAUCCAAUCUGAAACCAGAUGAUGCUUUGACUGUUCCAAGUAUAGGCUCUGUAAUAACUACCAUUCCACAUGUAUAUCCAUUUGAAGAAAGAGUUCAGAUGUUUAGAGAGUUCGUCAACAUGGACAAAGUAUCUAGAAAAAUGGCUGGUGAAGUCACUGGUCCUGGUUCACGAGCAGUUGAGAUUGUAGUUCGGAGGGGUCAUAUUGUUGAAGAUGGCUUUCGGCAACUAAAUACUCUUGGAUCAAGAUUGAAGUCAUCGAUUCAUGUUUCAUUUGUUAGUGAAUGUGGCGUUCCAGAGGCUGGUUUAGACUAUGGUGGAUUAUCAAAGGAGUUUCUAACUGAUAUAUCAAAAGCAUCCUUUUCCCCUGAGUACGGUCUAUUCUCCCAAACAUCGACCUCAGAAAGACUUCUAAUUCCUAAUCCGAGUGCAAAAUAUCUAGAGAAUGGAAUCCAGAUGAUUGAAUUUUUAGGCAGAGUUGUUGGAAAAGCUCUUUAUGAAGGAAUAUUGCUGGAUUAUUCUUUUUCACAUGUUUUUGUACAAAAGUUGUUAGGCCGAUAUAGCUUUGUUGAUGAACUAUCAACACUUGAUCCAGAAUUGUACAGGAAUCUCAUGUACGUGAAGCAUUAUGAUGGUGAUCUCAAGGAUCUCUUCCUGGACUUCACAAUUACAGAGGAAUCAUUUGGGAAACGGCAUGUUAUUGAGCUUAAACCUGGUGGCAAGAAUGUUUCUGUGACAAAUGAGAACAAAAUGCAGUAUAUUCAUGCUAUGGCAGAUUAUAAACUAAACCGACAGAUAUUGGCCUUCUCAAAUGCAUUUUAUAGGGGACUAACAGAUAUCAUAUCCCCAUCUUGGUUAAAGUUAUUUAAUGCAAGUGAAUUCAAUCAGCUACUUUCAGGUGGUGACUUUGACAUUGAUGUUGAUGAUCUAAGAGAUAACACACGUUACACAGGUGGCUACUCUGAGGGGAGUCGAACGAUCAAACUUUUCUGGGAGGUAAUUAAAGGAUUUGAACCAAAUGAAUGGUGUAUGCUGCUUAAAUUUGUCACCAGUUGUUCUCGAGCUCCAUUACUUGGGUUCAAACACUUGCAACCCUCUUUUACCAUCCAUAAGGUUGCAUGUGAUGCCUCUCUAUGGGCAACGAUUGGAGGACAGGAUGUGGAGCGGCUUCCAUCAGCUUCUACAUGCUACAAUACUCUCAAGCUUCCAACAUAUAAACGUGCAACCACUUUGAGAGCAAAACUUCUUUACGCAAUCAGUUCCAACACUGGAUUUGAACUUUCUUAGGGAUUCAGGGGUCUUCGCAUUCUUGAUGUUUCAGAAUAGGCACAUUACCGUUGUCAGUGGGUUUCAAUAUCAUAUCCAAGAGAGGCUGGUAGAUAUCGAAAACCACGAGUUUGAGGCCAGGGAGAUUGCUCACGAGGCUUUGAGAAGUGCUGUUUAAUUUAUUGUUGAAGGAAAUUGCAUCUCUGUUUAACCUCUCAACACACUGGUUGCUUCCUGCACCAAAGAGCGUGAUAGCUGCAGGCAAACACCCCGUUGGUGGUAGGCCUGUCACUCCAAUCCUUCUAGCUCCCAGUUGGUAUAGAUUCUGUGGUGAACGCAGCCCUCGUUAGCAGCAGUUAUGUGUCUCCAAGAAACUAGACUGGAUGUCUUAUUUAUUUAGAUAUCAAACUCAACUCAUGCCGAUAUUUGAAACGAAAAUCAUGCUACUGAUUCCUGUUAUUUUCUCUUUAUGAUGUAGAAACAUGUUGAUUUUUUUGUUGGCAGAUUUUGUUAAUCACGGUUUAGUGCA
This is a messenger RNA of Ricinus communis (castor bean), 4149 nucleotides long. Its product is annotated as E3 ubiquitin-protein ligase UPL7. The record is from RefSeq and is a predicted model, not a curated record. NCBI's taxonomy places the organism in Eukaryota, Viridiplantae, Streptophyta, Magnoliopsida, Malpighiales, Euphorbiaceae. Gene Ontology annotation, molecular function: ubiquitin protein ligase activity. The coding region runs from base 135 to 3641 and encodes 1168 amino acids. The transcript is spliced from 15 exons. Gene Ontology annotation, biological process: protein polyubiquitination; ubiquitin-dependent protein catabolic process.